Molecule: messenger RNA, 1020 nt
Organism: Olea europaea var. sylvestris
Lineage: Eukaryota; Viridiplantae; Streptophyta; Magnoliopsida; Lamiales; Oleaceae
Exons: 6
Coding region: 468-749 (93 amino acids)
Source: RefSeq, a predicted model, not a curated record
ACAUUUCGUUUCUUUUUAGAAUUAACAUCCAUUCAGAGUCGACUCUGGCCCAAACUUGAAGAGAAGAAUACCAAUCCCUACCAAUCCCUAAAAAGAAAAACCUAACAGUGAACCAGCAAAACUUCCAGCGAGAAAUCCGAUUACCCAACUACGAAUUCGGCCUCUUCGUCUUCUUCUUAUGGCUGUUGUAGCAUUGCCGUUUGCAGACUUGGAAGUUUGAUAUCCGUCCACUGUUGCUGGAAACUACACGAAACGCUUCCUCUUAAACCCCUUCUCCUAACACUGCCCCCUUAACAAGUAAGGGAAAAAAGCGCGUUAGCUACACACAGAUUCUCUAAACAAGACUUUGUAGAAUUCAACCAGUUUCGAGUCCAAAACCUUGCUCAGGCACUUCAUUUUCCCCUCUGGCCUCCGUUGAGUUACAUUAACCUCUGACCACUUCCGGAAACUGGUGAAAUUACGGAAAAAUGCCGUCUUUGCAGACAGCUUUGCCUCCCGAACUUGCAAACAACGCUAUUCGACUUUAUCGUGAAUGCCUGCGGCGUGCUAAAUAUAUUGGCCAGAAGCAAUACAAUACAGAACUUCUUGUUGAUAUGGUAAGACAGCAGUUCAAAAAGCAUAUGCAGGAGACUGAUCCAGAGAAAAUUCAGAAGUUCAAGGAUGAUGCGGCAAGGGGACUCAUCAAUCACAUGCUAUAUGAAUCUGAGGCAAUGUCCGGACGCAAAUUCAGCAAAAGCUCUGAAUUCUGAUCUCGGAUAUCACUCUACGAUGGGUAUCGUAGCAGUGAGUGCAUGUUCUGAUAGCAAUGCCAUAGCACAGCUGAAUAAUUGCAUUAGAGGUUUUGGUUUAUUUACUACGUUUAAUUUUUAAAGAUCAUUUUGAACACCUGCCUUUUGGAUUUGCCCUCGUGAGUUUUGAUUUGAAAAUGCCAGACACGAGGGAGGUACUUUUGAUUGAACAAUGCACCAAUCCCCUUGGAAGAUGAAUAAUAAUACAUAUGUUACAACAUAUUUAUCCUUA